Molecule: messenger RNA, 1893 nt
Organism: Penicillium coprophilum
Lineage: Eukaryota; Fungi; Ascomycota; Eurotiomycetes; Eurotiales; Aspergillaceae
Product: DUF4246 domain-containing protein
Exons: 7
Coding region: 1-1893 (630 amino acids)
Source: RefSeq, a predicted model, not a curated record
AUGCAGUCAAGCUCACUGCAUGCCGAUGUUAGCGGCCUUACAAUCAAGGCACUGCAAUUGACUCGGGAGCUACGAAGGCGUCUGAUCCGUAAUGUCGCUUCGAUCCCCAACGGAAAACUUCAAAUGCCUGGUUUCAAUAUGCCCCUGAACAGCUUACCUGAUCCGAAUGAUUUAGAUGGAUAUGACGGCGAGCUAUUAGGCUUUCCGAAUGCCUUAGACCCGACUCACACGGAGAAUAUGUAUGACAUCGUGACACACCGAGAGAUUUUGAUGAUGCGAGUAAUGAAUAACAUUACAGACAAAAUCGAUUGGGAUAAAAAGGUCUUCGACAAGCACAUCACUUCCAAAUGGCGCAAUGAGAUCACCGAGAGUGGGCAAGAUGUGACUCCAAAGAUGAUGGAUUGGAUUAUCAAAGAACUGCAGUGGAAGGCUGGUAUGUUCCAAGAGACAGGUUAUGUCACUGUUUUUGAUGUUGGAGUCGUCAAAUCCGACAACGCCAUUUCCAGUGAACUGCAGCAGGAGUUGAAACAAGCUGCAUCUCUUUUUGAAAAUGUUCCUGAAACCCAAAAAGACUACCAUCCUGGAUCCGAUCAGAAAGUUGUGAAUCUGGUCCAUCCCUCAUUGUUUCCAGUCGUCUAUGGUCGAACUCGUGUUCUCCCUGACCAAGUCAUCGGGGUCGGUGAUUGCCUGAGCAGGAUGGGACAGGGUACUUUGAUUCCAAUUCCCUCAGAAGAAGAAAGCCUCGGCGAGGCUGCUUCAGAGCGUGGUUUCACGAUUCAUGACCGCGACCGUAUUCAACCGAAAUUCAGUCGAAAAUUCCAGUGGCUCCCAUGUGAUGUGGACAUCAAAAAUUCCAGGUGUGAGAUCUUGUCUUACAUCAACAAUGUUCACCCAGUUCAACAUCGGGGGCUGUACGAUGUUAUUGAGAAAGUCAUUGCGAGAACGAUCCCACUUUGGGAUAAGUCCUUGAGCAAAAAGUCGUCGCAUCAAAGAAUCUCGUAUGGAGAGGUUGAGUACGAUGAUUCGGUAGAACCAGAACCUAUAUAUCCUCAAGACCCCGACGAGAACUUCGACGAAGAUGAGUAUUUUGACCAGCACGAGAAGUGGGAGAGUUCCCGUCCGAUACGACUACCUGAGCCAACGGAAUUCGAGAUUUGCGAACAUGAGAAUUCAAAUACAAUCAACUUGAGCGGGCAAUUCGGCCACGAGGGACUACAAGUGAUUGUAAAGUUGGCAAACAUUGAAUUGACACCCGAAAAGCCUGACUAUGGAGGAGGUACCUGGCACAUCGAGGGUCAAUUGAAUGAGCGCAUAUGUGCAACAGCAAUCUACUAUUAUGACAAUCACAACAUCACUGAAAGUUCGUUGUCAUUCCGGCAAAGAGGCGCCGACCUGGACGACAUGAAAUACGAGCAAGACCGGCAUGAAUUCCUUCAAGAUGUCUAUGGCUUGGCUAAUAAUGGUUACUGGAAUGGAACAGAAAUUACGCAAGAGGUUGGAGGCGUGGUUUGUCAAGAGGGUCGACUCCUGACAUUCCCCAACUCUGUUCAGCACAAAGUGUCCCCAUUUUCGUUGGCCGACAGAUCAAGAAGCGGACAUCGCAAGAUCCUCGCACUGUUCCUCAUUGAUCCUUAUAGGCGGGUGAUUUCAUCUGCCAAUGUGCCCCCACAGCGAGGGGACUGGGCGCCAACGAACUUGAAGGAUGUGAAUAGUGUGCAUUCACGGAUUUCAACUAACUCGCCGGAUACACCUGGUCAGAAUAUAUCCAGUUCGAUGAUAAGCAUGAAAGAGGCAGAAGCUUACAGACUUGAGCUCAUGGAAGAGCGCAGUGUCCGGGCUGUGGAGCACAACAAUGUGUUUAAGGAUGGAUCUUUCCACUUGUGUGAGCAUUAG